UAGCAUCAGAGACUCAUGGGUAAUGUAGUGUUUAGAGGUGGCCGACAUGUUAAGAAGACGGACUUUUAUUUUAGCCAACCAUACCGCUCUCUCCCUCUAAAUGUGGAGUAAACCGGAGCCCCGGACCGGCUCCCUGCUUCUGGUCUGACUAUCUAUCUCGCUAUGUAGCUAAUUUAUUAGUUCGUUUGUUGUUGUUUUUUUAAGUCUAUGGGCGAGUAGUUGUAGGCGAGCUAAGAAGCUAAGCUAACUGUUCUUCUGUUUCAGUGGUAGGUUAGCAGCAGUACCGACCCCUGCUGGUGUGGGGUCUCAGUACAGUUUUCUGUUGCUUUGACGAUGGUUUCCAACGUGAUGUAUUUGACGUGUUUUCCGAAGACAAACAACAAUACGGCAAAAAAACCAUGCGAUGCGACUCUUUCACCUGCAGGGGCGCUACUGUCACUGUUUUGGCGUUUCCAUGUGAACGAAAACUCUGUCCCGUCCGGAUCCUGUGUGUGCGUCAGCAUAUAAACUUUGUUUUAAUUUUAGUUUUACUACGUUAUCAUGCUGCUCAGUCACGGGAGAACCAGGUGCCGGGAAAUCAGCAUAGCAACGCCAAACUCCAUGGCAACGCAAAGACCAAAGCCGGCCGCCUUAAGAGAGGAACUUGUGGAGGUCAUCAAGAAGGAGAGGGCGUGUGACCACAUGAUUUCAUGGCUGAAGAGGACAGAUCGCGGCUACUUGCGGGGCGCCAUCAACAAACACGUCAAGGACGCCGUGAUGGAGCAUGAGAGCAGCGUCGAGCAGAGAAGGAACAGGCUGCGGGAGCUCCUCCUUCAAGAGGAAGAGCAGCUGCUGCAGGAGUUGGAGGGGCAGGCGGAGACGACAGAGGAGAGACAGAGGAGGAAUAAAGAGCGAGCACGAACACUGAAGGAGCGUCGAGAGAAAGAGCGGCAGCAGCACGUCACCGAUCAGAUGGAUCGACUCUUCAGGGAGCACUGUGACGAGCUGCGGGUCGCCCUGACCAGACGCGGGGCGCAGGAUGCUGACGUGGAGCGCGAUGCUCAGAUAGAGAGGCAGCAGGAGCAGCUGCAGCAGCAGGAGGAGGAGGAGCGCUUCUUCCAAGAGAUGUGGGAGGGUGACGCGCAGGCCAAAGCCGAGAAAGAGCAGCUGAAAGCCGAGAUGAGGCAGCAGCGCUACGCUGAUCAGCUGAGCACCCUCCGCUCGCAGAUGAAUGAGACAGAGCAGCAGAGACAGAGGGUCAAAGAGCUGCGAGAAGAGGAUGGUCGCCUUAUGCGGCAGCAGCGGGAGGAGAACGUCCGGCUGGAGCAGCAGGAGGAGAUGCAGAUGCGCCAGGCUCAGAGGAACCAGCGCGAGGAGCUCGGCAACAACGUCAUCCUGAAAACAAAACGUCUGCAGCGCGAGCAGGAGAACCAGCGGCGGCAUGACGCCAGCAUCCUGGAGCAGGCACAGGAGCAGCAGACGCACGCCAAACAGGAAGCCGCCGAUUGUCGGGUGGUGCUGCAGGAGGAGCAGCGUCAGUACCGUCAGUACCUAGGCGAGCUGCUGCAGCAGCAGCAGGUGGACGAGGAGGAGACGGCGCGACUCAUCGGCGAAGCUCUGAGCGAGAACAUGGCCAAGAGUGACGAGAGGGGCCGCCUGCAGGAGGAGGCGCGGCGCCACCUGCUGGACGAGGUGAUGGAGGGACGACACCUGCAGGUCCAGAGGAAACUGGAUGGGGAAGCACAGAAAUACAGUGAGUGGCUCAGAGAGAGAGACGAGCUGAAAAGACUCAUGGAGGAGGUGAAGGUGAAAGAGGAAGAGGAGAGGAAGAGCCGCGUGGACAAGUGUAAAGCGUACGAGUCGUGUCUCAGAGCUCAGAUUCAGCAGCAGCAGCAGCGUCAGAUUGAGCUCAGGGCUCAGAGUGAGAGGGAGGAGGAGCAGAGGAAACAUCUGGAGCGGCUGGAGCACCAGAAGAUACAGCAGCUGCUCAACAGCCUCGCCCCUGCUACAGUCAGCUCCGCCCCCUGAAUACUGUCAGCUCCACCCAGCUUUUGGGGUUGUGGUUUUUUAGCGUUGGACAAACAGAAACAGAUUUUGGUCGAUGGUGACACACCUACACAGACUACCAGCGAUGAAUCAAUGCUAACAAUUCCUGUUCCGUGUAGAGUUUAUUUCCUGUUACCUGUGACACUGAUAAACACAUAAGAGCCUUUUAAAAUCAUAUAUGUUACUAUUAUUAUUAUUGUUCUUUGGUUUUAUUAGAAGUUUAAACUGAAAUAAUUCUAUAUUGUCAUGGUGGUCAAGACAGGAAGUGAUCCUGGUGUGACAUGGUGAACAUGAUGCGUAAACAGAGCGGCGUAUCAGCUGUUUUUAUCCGUUCAUGUUGAAGUUGAGCAUGAAUGAUGGAUAAAUAAGUGUGAGGUGAGGUGAUGUAAGCGUGGGAUCACACUGUUGUGUCACAACAAGCUGAGGUGAGUCACAAACAAACACAAACACUGGUCACAGGCAUGAGUUCAUGGAAUUUUUUUCUGUGUAUUAAUAAACACAAAUAUUUCACAA
Solea solea (common sole) is the source of this 2538-nucleotide messenger RNA. RefSeq names its product cilia and flagella associated protein 53 (gene cfap53). The transcript is spliced from 8 exons. Lineage: Eukaryota; Metazoa; Chordata; Actinopteri; Pleuronectiformes; Soleidae. The record is from RefSeq and is a predicted model, not a curated record. Bases 541 to 2007 code for a protein of 488 amino acids.